Messenger RNA from Lodderomyces beijingensis, 2118 nucleotides. NCBI's taxonomy places the organism in Eukaryota, Fungi, Ascomycota, Pichiomycetes, Serinales, Debaryomycetaceae. The record is from the annotation of a GenBank genome assembly.
AUGUCUAGAGUCGCAAGAGCACAGUGUGCCAACUGUACGUGCUCGCCAGGCUUAUUAUCAAGAGCUAAUAGAAAGUCGUCGUUGUUUGCGAAAAAGAUCAACUUGAAUAGAAUCAAUUCGGGUUUAAAAGAUCCAAAUUCAACGUCGCGUAAAGGUUCGGUUUUCACGUUGAAUCCUCAGUCGUUAUGUUUACCCGAGGCUAAGGAAGUCAACACGACUCAGAGAUUGUUAAAGUUGAGAAACGAAAUGAAAAAGGAAGAUGUUGCCGUUUAUAUCGUGCCAAGUGAAGAUCAACAUCAAUCUGAAUACACGUCGGCUUAUGACCAAAAGAGAAGCUUCAUCAGCGGAUUUAGUGGUUCCGCCGGUGUGGCAAUAAUCACCCGAGAACUAAACAGCAUUGCUGAGGAGGAGCAAGGCACUGCUGCAUUGUCCACGGAUGGUAGAUACUUCACGCAAGCUGUUGAUGAAUUGGAUUUUAACUGGAUUUUAUUGAAACAAGGUGCCAAAGAUGAGCCAACUUGGGAAGAGUGGACUGUCAAACAAGCAGUUCAGUUGAGUUUAGAUAGUGGGCAAACCGCCAAAAUCGGGGUCGAUCCAAAACUAAUCACUUUUGAGCAAGUUGCAAAAUUUAAAAAAUUGAUUGACGGAGCGAAAAAGAAAUCGCCAAAGGCAGCAGUCGAAUUAACACCCGUUGCAAGAAACUUGGUCGAUGGCAUAUGGGAAGAGUUUGAAACUUUACCGCCAUCAACUAGAGGUGAAAUUAAACAUUUGGAUAUUGCAUUUACUGGUAAAUCAGCAAAGGAUAAGAUUGAACAGGUAAGAAAAGAAACAUUCAAGAAGGAUGAUGGCGACGAUGUCAAGGGCUUGAUAGUUACAUCAUUAGAUGAGAUUGCAUGGCUAUUGAAUUUACGUGGCCUGGAUAUCCAAUAUAACCCAGUUUUCUACUCCUAUGUCAUCUUGACUGAUGAAAAGUUGAAAUUCUAUGUUGACAAAGAAAGACUAGCUCCGGAAAUAAUUAAUGAUUUGGAAAGCAUUGGCGUUACAAUUGAACCAUACAAUGAUUUCUACAAUGCACUCAAUACAGUAUCAAAGGAGUUUUCAGUCUACGGUCACAAAUUCUCCAUUUCCAACAAUGCAAAUUGGGAAGUUGUCCGAAAUCUCAAAUGCCCAUACUCUGAAGGCGGUCUCUCGCCCAUUGAGCUUCUCAAGUCUCAAAAGAAUGAAGUUGAAUUGCAAGGUGCCAAAGUAGCACAUUUGAAAGAUGGACGCGCAUUGAUCAAAUUCUUGGCAUGGUUGGAAGAUUUGAUGACGAAACAAGAGGACAUUAUUGAUGAAGUGACAGCAGAUGAGAAACUUUUGGAAUUUAGGAAACAAGAAGACAACUUUGUCGGUUUGUCAUUUGACACAAUAAGCGCCAGUGGUGCUAAUGGUGCCGUGAUCCAUUACAAACCCAUCAAAGGCGUAGCAUCAAUGAUCAACCCCAACAAGAUUUACUUGAACGAUUCCGGCUCCCAAUUUUUGGAAGGCACAACUGACACUACCAGAACUGUGCAUUUCAACCAGCCAUCAAGUGAACAAAUUAGAAACUACACGUUGGUACUUAAGGGUAACAUUGCAUUAUCAACGUUGAAAUUCCCCGAGGGCACUACUGGUAACUUGAUCGACUCAAUCGCUAGACAAUAUCUAUGGAAAAACGGAUUGGAUUACGGACAUGGAACAUCUCACGGUGUCGGUGCAUAUUUGAAUGUGCAUGAAGGACCCAUUGGAAUCGGACCUAGACCAAAUGCAGCCAAGAAUAAACUUCAAGUGGGCAAUCUAAUUUCAAACGAGCCGGGCUUUUACAAGGAAGGCCAUUACGGCAUCAGAUUGGAAAAUGUCAUGUUUGUCAAACAAUCCGAUUACUCAUUCAACGGCAAGAGAUUUUUAGAGUUUGAGACUGUUACGAAAGUGCCCUUUUGCAGGAAGUUGAUUGAUGUUUGCUUGCUCACUGAUGACGAAUUGAAUUGGUUGAAUCGGUACCACGCGUCGAUUUGGAAGGAGUUGAAUGGGACCUUGGAAAAGAAUAGCGUGGCGUAUAAAUGGUUACGCAAGGAAACCGAACCAAUUUCUAGGUACUGA